Molecule: messenger RNA, 558 nt
Organism: Ectocarpus sp. CCAP 1310/34
Lineage: Eukaryota; Phaeophyceae; Ectocarpales; Ectocarpaceae
Source: the annotation of a GenBank genome assembly
AAUCGAACUCGGGUUUCCAUGUUCGUCGACGGGGGGGGAGGUGCUUUCAGCACGGGGGUAGUUACCCCUAAACGCGGCAGUGGAUACAGGGUCCACGGCGAGCGGUCCACCGGGCGCGAUGCGUGCCGAAGGACCCGGAUUUGCUCGUUCGACGCCAGCAGGAGGAUACCCUUUCGGGUCAGGUUCGGGAGGAUCUAGAGAAGGGUGCAGCUCAGGCUACAGUGUGGAUGGUAGGGGAGUUCUGAGUUACGAGGUUGAGAGCUGCAAGCCCAAGCUUCUGAUGUCGACCCCCAAAUGCAUGGUGGCCAAUAUUCUCGAUGGAAUCCACACAUUACAUGAACUACAAGAAGUCAGACUACCAUUUUCACUAAUUCGUGAUUACUUCAUUGGCCCGAACCCGAUUCGGCCGCUCUUGCGACUUUGGCCAGAGCCACUGGGCACCUUGAGUGUUCCUUUCAACGCUUUGGGAGGAGACGCACGUCUCACGUCGUGAUGUUCUUGUUCAUUGCUUUCUUGCCACCUGUGUUUGUGUGUUGUGUGUGUGUGUUUUCGUCCUAU